AUGCCUUUCCACGCAACAGUCCUCUACCCCAACGACGACGAUACCACGUUCGACAUGUCUUACUACCUCAAAACUCACAUGCCUCUCGUGAUGGACAGCUUCAAGAAGCACGGUCUCAAGAGAUGGGAGGUGCUCGAAUAUAAGCCCGGUGCAGACGGCGCAAAGCCAAAGUUUUGUGUCGGUGCGACGUUGAUCUUCGACUCGCCCGAACAGCUGGGUGCGGCAUUGACCUCGGAGGACGCAAAACCUGUCUUUGGAGAUAUCGCGAAUUUCUGCAACAAGGCUCCCGUUUUCCUCGGAGGGGACCUAGUGGGAACUUCUUAG
Messenger RNA from Fonsecaea erecta, 324 nucleotides. RefSeq lists its product as hypothetical. The transcript has a single exon. NCBI's taxonomy places the organism in Eukaryota, Fungi, Ascomycota, Eurotiomycetes, Chaetothyriales, Herpotrichiellaceae. The record is from RefSeq and is a predicted model, not a curated record. Gene Ontology annotation, molecular function: oxidoreductase activity. The coding region runs from base 1 to 324 and encodes 107 amino acids.